AUUUAAACAAGUAGCAGUGAGCAGGAACUGCCAGCCUGAGAGGACAAGGAUUAAGUCACAGGAUUAAGUCACAGCUCCUAAUCAGGACAGCCUCUGCAGUCAAGUAUCUCCCAGUCACCUCCAGGAAUCGUGAGGAGCUAAUUGUUCAUCUUUUUUUUUUUUUUUUUUUUUUUAAUGUGGCAGUGAAGACAAGGAGCAGAGCAAGCACGCCUUGGCGAAAAGCACGCCUCUGGCAGAAGCCCCAAAAUGCCUUCUGAGAAGGAAGGGUCCAAGAGCCUCAUGCAGAGGCUGGCCCUGAAGAGCAGGAUAGCGAAGGAGACAAUCUCUGAGUUCCUGGGCACCUUUAUAAUGAUUGUCCUUGGAUGUGGCUCUAUCGCCCAAGCCGUCCUCAGUCGAGGACAGGCUGGUGGAGUCAUCACUAUCUAUAUCGGAUUUGCAAUGGCAGUUGUGAUGGCUGUUUAUGUGACUGGAGGCGUCUCUGGAGGCCACAUCAACCCAGCUGUGACUUUUGCAAUGUGUGCCUUUAGAAGGAUGGAGUGGUUCAAGUUCCCGUUUUACGUGGGAGCCCAGUUUUUGGGAGCCUUUGUCGGGGCUGCAACUGUGUUUGGCGUUUACUAUGAUGGAUUCAUGGCCUUUGCUAAUGGAAAACUGCUCAUCGAGGGAGAGAAUGCAACAGCGCCCAUUUUUGCAACAUACCCAGCUCCGUUCAUCUCCCUGACAAAUGCCUUUGCAGACCAAGUGCUGUCUACCAUGUUCCUCCUUAUGCUUGUCUUUGCCCUUUUUGACUCCAGAAAUCUUGCGGUGCCCAGAGGCCUAGAGCCCGUUGUCAUUGGCCUCCUGAUCAUCGUUCUUAGUUGUUCUCUGGGAUUCAACGCUGGCUGUGCCAUGAACCCAGCCCGAGACCUAAGCCCCAGACUCUUCACUGCUGUCGCAGGGUGGGGGUUUGAGGUCUUCACAGCUGGAAACAACUUCUGGUGGAUUCCUGUUGUGGGCCCUAUGGUUGGCGCUUUCCUUGGGGGCCUCAUCUACAUUCUCUUUAUCGAAAUGCAUCACUCGGACCCCGACUCAGAAGAGGAGGAAGAGCCAUCUGAGAACAACCUAGAGAAACAUGAACUCAGUGUCAUCAUGUAGUGGUCAAAUGUGGCAGGGUCUACAUUUACUGUUCUGUUGGUUCCCUCUUUAGAAAAGAUGGCAUCUGUGUGCCUGUGCUUUGGUGAGACUUGGGGCUGGAGCAUCUACCCAGUUUUCCCUCAGCCAAUUGGGACAAACAAUCACAAAGGCAUCCAUGAAAAAUUCCACCAGCCAUCCUCCCCAGAAUAGCACUGACUGUCCCCUGAGCCAGUGUUCUCUCCUGACCUGUUUACUGCAUCUUUGAUGGAGGUCCUUGCUCCUAGGUGAUUGCUAAGAAUUUGGCAACUUGACCAUGGACUCAGCUGAAUAGACUCAGAGACCUUUAUUACCCCAGAUGGAAUAGUGCCAUCAAAGGCUCUGCCUUCACAAUCUAUAAAUACAACAUUCUGGAACUGAAAGGUCAAA
Psammomys obesus (fat sand rat) is the source of this 1536-nucleotide messenger RNA. It is a transcript of the gene Aqp9, whose product is annotated as aquaporin 9. Gene Ontology annotation, cellular component: plasma membrane; basolateral plasma membrane. The transcript has 6 exons. Gene Ontology annotation, molecular function: water channel activity; glycerol channel activity; urea transmembrane transporter activity. The coding region runs from base 247 to 1131 and encodes 294 amino acids. Gene Ontology annotation, biological process: water transport; glycerol transmembrane transport. Lineage: Eukaryota; Metazoa; Chordata; Mammalia; Rodentia; Muridae. The record is from RefSeq and is a predicted model, not a curated record.